Molecule: messenger RNA, 625 nt
Organism: Drosophila takahashii
Lineage: Eukaryota; Metazoa; Arthropoda; Insecta; Diptera; Drosophilidae
Source: RefSeq, a predicted model, not a curated record
AAUUUUUAUAAUUACUUUCUUUUAGUGAAGUGCAGGAAACGUUACAGCAUUGAUUGCCAACUAAAGAAACUAAAAUGGUUUUACAAUCCUCAAGUUGCUACGUGUUUGCAGAGACUCACUUGCCGAUACGGUUUUGAUUAUCGAACUGAAUGCGAACGCCAUUGUCUUAACCCAAAGAAAAUAGGAGCAUCAGAACCAUCUAAGACGCUUGAGCAAAUAAUGAAAAUAUUGGAGCAGCUUAACAAAAAACAUACGGCUAAGACGUUUAAGCCAACGAAACCUCCAAGGACUACAACACCGAAAAUAAAAGCUACACCAGUUACAACACCGUCUGCUUCAGCACCUCCAAUUACAACGCCUUCUGCUACAGCACCACCAGUUACAACACCAACAAUUACAACUCAAAGUGUUACUGUUACGGAUGACUAUCUGUUCGCUACUGUGACUCCAAAGGAACUUACUAUAGAGGAUCCUACAAAGAAGAACGAGGUUGAUAACAAACCUAAGAACCCGCCAGGCAAUAUAAAUGAACCAGUAAAAUUUUGGGGUCAACCCGCAAAAUCCUCGGACUAAAAUUCUGUAAAAUAUUAAAGGGAACAUUUGUAAAAAACAUUUUUUUAAUGAA